Molecule: messenger RNA, 460 nt
Organism: Cariama cristata (Red-legged seriema)
Lineage: Eukaryota; Metazoa; Chordata; Aves; Cariamiformes; Cariamidae
Product: dickkopf-related protein 3
Exons: 4
Biological process (GO): multicellular organism development; negative regulation of canonical Wnt signaling pathway
Cellular component (GO): extracellular region
Molecular function (GO): receptor antagonist activity; co-receptor binding
Source: RefSeq, a predicted model, not a curated record
AUGGAAGCUGAAGAAGAAGGGGCAAAAAAACUGUCGGAAGUAAACUUUGAAAACUUACCUCCCAACUACCAUAAUGAGUCCAACACGGAAACCAGAAUCGGUAAUAAAACAGUUCAGACUCAUCAAGAAAUUGAUAAGGUUACAGAUAACAAAACUGGAUCAACAGUUUUCUCUGAGACAGUUAUUACAUCUAUAAAAGAUGGAGCAAACAAAAGAAAUCAUGAGUGUAUCAUUGAUGAAGACUGUGAAACAGGGAAAUAUUGCCAGUUCUCCACCUUUGAAUACAAAUGUCAGCCCUGUAAAACCCAGCAUACACACUGUUCACGGGAUGUUGAAUGCUGUGGAGACCAGCUUUGCGUUUGGGGUGAGUGCAGGAAAUCCACUUCAAAAGGAGAGAACGGCACCAUUUGUGAGAACCAACAUGACUGCAACCCUGGAAUGUGCUGUGCUUUUCAGAAAG